Pipistrellus nathusii (Nathusius's pipistrelle) is the source of this 2883-nucleotide messenger RNA. The record is from the annotation of a GenBank genome assembly. NCBI's taxonomy places the organism in Eukaryota, Metazoa, Chordata, Mammalia, Chiroptera, Vespertilionidae.
AUGAACUGGAAUAAAGGCGGCCCUGGCACUAAAAGGGGAUUUGGCUUUGGAGGUUUUGCCAUUAGUGCUGGGAAGAAGGAAGAGCCCAAACUCCCACAACAGUCCCACAGUGCCUUUGGGGCAACCAGCUCUUCUUCUGGAUUUGGGAAGUCAGCUCCACCACAGCUCCCUUCUUUCUAUAAAAUUGGAUCUAAGCGGGCCAAUUUUGAUGAAGAAAAUGCAUACUUUGAAGAUGAGGAAGAAGACUCUAGCAAUGUUGAUUUACCUUAUAUUCCUGCUGAAAACUCCCCUACCCGCCAGCAAUUCCAUUCCAAGCCAGCAGAUUCUGACAGCGAUGAUGAUCCCUUGGAGGCAUUCAUGGCUGAAGUGGAAGAUCAGGCAGCAAGAGACAUGAAGAGGCUUGAAGAAAAGGACAAGGAAAAGAAAAACGUAAAGGGUAUUCGAGAUGACAUUGAAGAGGAAGAUGACCAAGAAGCUUAUUUUCGGUACAUGGCAGAGAACCCAACUGCUGGUGUGGUUCAAGAGGAAGAGGAAGAUAAUUUGGAAUAUGAUAGCGAUGGAAAUCCAAUUGCACCUUCCAAAAAAAUCAUUGAUCCUCUUCCUCCCAUUGAUCAUUCAGAGAUUGACUAUCCACCAUUUGAAAAAAAUUUUUACAAUGAACAUGAAGAGAUCACAAACCUCACCCCACAGCAGCUAAUAGAUCUUCGGCAUAAGCUCAAUCUUCGGGUCUCUGGUGCUGCACCUCCUCGACCAGGAAGCAGUUUUGCUCAUUUUGGGUUUGAUGAACAACUUAUGCACCAGAUUCGGAAAUCUGAAUACACACAGCCCACUCCAAUACAGUGCCAGGGUGUGCCUGUGGCAUUAAGUGGAAGAGACAUGAUUGGUAUUGCCAAAACAGGCAGUGGAAAAACUGCUGCCUUUAUCUGGCCCAUGCUGAUACAUAUAAUGGACCAGAAGGAACUAGAACCAGGUGAUGGACCAAUUGCAGUGAUUGUGUGUCCUACGAGGGAGCUUUGCCAGCAGAUCCAUGCAGAAUGUAAGCGGUUUGGGAAAGCAUAUAAUCUUCGAUCAGUGGCCGUGUAUGGAGGGGGAAGCAUGUGGGAGCAGGCCAAGGCCCUUCAGGAAGGGGCGGAGAUUGUUGUGUGUACUCCAGGCCGACUGAUUGAUCAUGUGAAGAAGAAAGCUACCAAUCUUCAGAGAGUCUCUUACCUUGUAUUUGAUGAAGCAGAUCGAAUGUUUGACAUGGGAUUUGAGUACCAGGUGCGAUCCAUCGCCAGUCAUGUCCGUCCUGACAGACAGACUCUCUUAUUCAGUGCAACUUUUCGGAAAAAGAUUGAAAAACUGGCCAGAGACAUUCUGAUCGACCCUAUUCGAGUGGUGCAAGGAGAUAUUGGAGAGGCAAAUGAAGAUGUGACACAGAUUGUUGAAAUUCUCCAUUCCGGGCCUAGUAAAUGGAACUGGCUUACCCGGCGUCUGGUUGAGUUUACCUCUUCAGGGAGUGUUCUCCUGUUCGUUACUAAAAAGGCCAAUGCUGAGGAGCUGGCCAAUAACCUUAAACAGGAGGAUCAUAAUCUUGGGCUGCUUCAUGGAGACAUGGAUCAGAGUGAAAGAAACAAGGUCAUUUCAGACUUUAAGAAAAAGGACAUCCCCAUCCUGGUGGCCACAGAUGUUGCAGCCCGUGGUCUGGACAUUCCUUCAAUUAAGACUGUCAUCAACUAUGAUGUGGCUCGAGACAUUGAUACCCAUACUCACAGGAUUGGCCGCACAGGACGAGCGGGUGAGAAGGGUGUGGCUUAUACCUUGCUAACUCCCAAGGACAGCAAUUUUGCUGGUGAUCUUGUCCGGAACUUGGAAGGAGCCAAUCAACAUGUUUCCAAGGAACUCCUAGACCUGGCGAUGCAGAAUGCCUGGUUUCGGAAGUCCCGCUUCAAAGGAGGGAAAGGCAAAAAGCUGAACAUUGGUGGCGGAGGCCUGGGCUACAGGGAGCGGCCUGGGCUAGGCUCUGAGAACACGGAUCGAGGAAAUAACAACAAUGUAAUGAGCAACUAUGAGGCCUACAAGCCCUCCACAGGAGCCAUGGGAGAUCGGCUGACGGCGAUGAAAGCGGCUUUCCAGUCACAGUACAAGAGUCACUUUGUUGCCGCCAGCUUAAGCAACCAGAAAGCUGGAAGUUCUGCUGCUGGGGCAAGUGGAUGGACAAGUGCAGGGAGCUUGAAUUCUGUACCAUCUAAUUCAGCCCAGCAGGGUCUUAACAGUCCUGACAGCCCCGCUGCUAGUGCCACCAAGAGCGUCCCAGGCUUAGGCAAUCCUGGGAACCUCAGCAGUGCCCCAGUGACCUACCCCACUCCCGGAGCCCAGGGAGUCAACAACACAGCUUCAGGGAAUAACAGCCGAGAAGGGAUUGGGGGUAGCAAUGGGAAGAGAGAGAGAUAUACUGAGAACCGGGGUGGUAGCCGUCACAGCCAUGGAGAGAGUGGCAAUCGGCAUGGUGAUAGCCCACGUCAUGGAGAUGGUGGUCGCCAUGGAGAUGGAUACCGCUAUCCAGAAAGCAGCAGCCGUCAUACUGAUAGCCAUCGUCAUGGGGAGAACAGACAUGGAGGAGGUGGAGGCCGACAUGGAGAGAGCCGAGGUGGAAAUGAAGGCCGAGGUGCAAAUGAUGGUCGAGGUGCAAAUGAUGGUCGAGGGGUAAAUGAAGGUCGAAGUGCAAAUGAUGGCCGGAAUGGUGAAAGCAGGAAAGAAGGUUGUAAUCGUGAGAGCAAGAUGGACCCCAAGGUGGUGGAUAGCAGUAAGAUGGAUAAGAUGGACAGCAAGACAGAUAAGACAGCUGAUGGUUUUGCUGUCCCCGAGCCACCCAAGCGCAAGAAAAGUCGAUGGGACAGUUAG